Serpula lacrymans var. lacrymans S7.9 is the source of this 981-nucleotide messenger RNA. RefSeq lists its product as uncharacterized. The record is from RefSeq and is a predicted model, not a curated record. The transcript has 8 exons. NCBI's taxonomy places the organism in Eukaryota, Fungi, Basidiomycota, Agaricomycetes, Boletales, Serpulaceae. Gene Ontology annotation, molecular function: protein-arginine omega-N monomethyltransferase activity. Gene Ontology annotation, biological process: peptidyl-arginine methylation. The coding region runs from base 127 to 801 and encodes 224 amino acids.
GAACUCCGAGUCUUCAUCACAGUUAUCGACAUCCAUUAUCCAUUGGCUGUUGGAUACAUUUGAUCUUCCUAAGCCGGUCACCUAUCAACAUACGUACUGAGUAUAGUAACCGGUCUUUCAAACAAUAUGGGAUUCAUAUACGCCAUUGAGCAUAUGGAGGAAGAUGAGGCGACUCCCAAGUCCAUCCCUCCAUGGGUUGAGCUAGAGUAUGCGCACAUGCGCACCUUGGCGGGCCCUUCAGCACACAUCCAUUUCACGCACUUAUCGCAGACAUCUUGCGAUUCUCUUUCAAAAGCGUUUUCAUCGUCUCCAUCAACGGCCACAGGCUCUUCGGAGCAUCCACCAGCAGCAUCUUUUCAAACUCAUCCUGAUUCCAUCCUCACGCUUCUCGAAAAAAAUCAUGUUCCAUUGUCCAAAGUGUGUCUUCUUGAUCCAAAGGCUGAAAAGGUGCUAUCACCGGAGGAUGAAAAUGAAUUCGCCUGGUUUCUUUUCGGUGGUAUCCUAGGUGACGAUCCCCCCCGUGACCGGACAUCCGAGCUCCGUGUUCUUGGGUUUCCAACUCGGCACCUUGGUCCUGUCCAGAUGACGACGGAUACAGCAUUAGGUGUCACAAAAAUUGUAGUGCAAGAUAAAGUUCCCCUAGAUAAAAUACCUUAUAUUGACUAUCCCACCAUCAGAUUUAAUUCCAAAGAAAGCGUUGAGAUGCCUUUUAGGUAUAUUGCAAAAGCCUCAGAGCCACUAUUGCCUCCUGGGAUGCGCGAGUUACUGCACGAGGACCUGAAUAAAAGUUUCGAUUUUUGAUAUCGCCAACACCAAGGACCGGUAGACAUUUCAUCGGUGGUGGAAAUGGCAGACCGAGAAGGGCCUGUAUAACAGAACGGGAAUAAUGGUUUAUCCUCGUUUCAUACUGCGACGCUUUGUUGAAUAUGUCCAGUUUCUCCUAAUCCUUCAGUCCUGCCCUUCAGGAAAUAUUAAACCGUA